This is a messenger RNA of Prorocentrum cordatum, 973 nucleotides long. The record is from the annotation of a GenBank genome assembly. NCBI's taxonomy places the organism in Eukaryota, Dinophyceae, Prorocentrales, Prorocentraceae.
AGGAGGCCGAGCGGAAGGAGAAGGAGCGCGAGGAACGGCAGCGCAGAAAACAGGAGGAGGAGGCGCAGAAGAAGAAGGACCGGACGCCGAAGAGAGGGAGCGACAGAAGAAGCUGGAGGAGAAGCAGGCCAAGAAGGCUGCGAAGGAGAAGGCAAAGGAGGACGCCAAGCUCAUGGGAAUGCCCGCAAAGAAGGAUAAAAAGUCUCAGGACGAGGAUGUCAGCGAGGACCCACGGGAUCGUGUUCGCGAGUUCGCGGAGAAGUGCUCUGCCCUAGUAGAUGGUGGCUCCGAGAAGAAGGUCGAAGCCCUCGCAAAGGAUGUCACCGAUAUUCUGACAGAGAAGGAGCUGGAAACCGUCACGCCCAUCAGCCGCCUGCUGGACGUCCUCCUGAGGCAUUGCCGCCUCAAGGAGGACGACUUCGUGAUCGAUGCUGGUCCGCGGAUUCGCGCCAGUCCUCAAUGCCCUUAUCAAGCAGGCCAACGUGCACCGCUUCAAGGUGAAGGUCCUGUGCGAGGCGCAGCGCCUCGCCUACGAGAUGGGCCUCCCGCGCCUGUCGCCGGCCUCGGCCCUGAUCGAGGUGUUCUUCGACGCCCUCUACAGGGCAGAGAUCGUCGAAGAGGAGUACUUCGAGUGGUGGUCGAUCAGCAACGACGACACCCCGGGGAAGACCAGCGCGAUGUUCCAGAUCAACCCCUUCCUCGACUGGCUGCGCGAGGCCAAGCUGGAGGGCGAGUCGUCGUCCUCCGACAGCGGGGAGGGCUCGGAGGGCUCGGACAGCGACGCCGAGUCCGACGACGGCGACGUGGACAACGAGUACACCAAGAGGGCCAACUACCGCUGAGGGGCUCCGCGCGCCGCCGCGGCCGCAGCGACAGCCGGGGGGGGGCGCCGCACCCUCGCCCCUGCUCCCUGCAGCCUCCUCGCCCUCCCCAUCCUUUUGAUGGGGAUGCGGAGGAAGGCCAUGAGGACCUG